AUGUUCAAUCUGCUUAGUUCCGGCGUACAGGAUACGCCCGUUGCGACUAGAGGCGGGGGGUCCGGUGGCUGUGGCGGUGGCGGAUCGGGCUAUGUCGGCGGCGGAGGUGGCUCGGGCAGCGGCGUUGGGUUCGCGACUGGCAGAGCUUCCAGCGGCUCACUUCCAGCCGGACGGCAAAAGGCCACGCACUACACCAAGGAGGAGUCUGUUGUUGUGGCGAUGGCGUGGGAUGCCGCCACAUCCGACCCCAUAGUGGGCACCGAUCAGAACGCGUUGAGCUUUUGGAAGCGCAUCGUAGCGGCGUACAACGAGUUCAAACCUCGCGGUGCCAAAUCGCGUGACGCGGAACAGCUCCACAAGAAGUGGUCUAGGAUUCUGCCGCCCACCCAGCGGUUCGCGGGCAUAUACCAGAACAACCUGCUCCAUGCGGAGAGUGGCCGAAGCGAGGCUGACGUGAAAACACUUUCGAUGAGCCAAUACAACGCGCUGGGCUAUCCCAAGUUCACAAUGUGGGAGGAGUAUCUAGUUCUCGAGGACUGCCCGAAAUUUAGUUGA
Salvia splendens (bonfire salvia) is the source of this 555-nucleotide messenger RNA. RefSeq names its product glutathione S-transferase T3-like. Lineage: Eukaryota; Viridiplantae; Streptophyta; Magnoliopsida; Lamiales; Lamiaceae. Bases 1 to 555 code for a protein of 184 amino acids. The transcript has a single exon. The record is from RefSeq and is a predicted model, not a curated record.